Messenger RNA from Carya illinoinensis, 978 nucleotides. Its product is annotated as protein SRG1-like. The record is from RefSeq and is a predicted model, not a curated record. NCBI's taxonomy places the organism in Eukaryota, Viridiplantae, Streptophyta, Magnoliopsida, Fagales, Juglandaceae. The transcript is spliced from 4 exons. The coding region runs from base 25 to 978 and encodes 317 amino acids.
CACCUAGGUUAAGCAGUGGCAACAAUGGAUGCAGUUGACUUUUUGAGCACAAACUCAGUUCUCAGCGUUAUGGAGCUCACCAAAAAGCCACUUACUACAAUCCCUGAGAAUUAUAUUUGUCCAGAUCAAGAGCCAGUACUGCUUGGUCUCUCUCAUGACUGCAACACUAGCUUGCCUAUGGUUCCAACAAUUGAACUGGAAAAAUUGGUCAUCGGGGAGACCACAGACAUAGAACUAGACAAGUUGCAUUCAGUUUGCAAAGCAUGGGGCCUUUUUCAGUUGGUGAAUCAUGGAGUAAGUCUUUCACUACUAAACAAGCUGAAUAACGAGAUUGAAGAAUUCUUCAAGCUUCCCUUGGAAGAGAAAAUGAAAUACCAAGUAAGGCCAGGUAAUGUUGAAGGCUAUGGAAGAAAACUAGCCAUGACACUUAUGGAGUUGAUGGGAAAAGCUCUGAAGAUAGACAAGAGAGAGAUGGAGGAGUUAUUUGAAGAUGGGAUGAGAUCAGUAAGGAUGACAUACUAUCCACCAUGCCCACAACCAGAGCUUGUUGUUGGCUUUCCUCCUCACUCUGACGCUACUGGUAUUACCAUUCUUCAUCAAGUGAAUGGAGUUGAAGGUCUCCAGAUUAAGAAAGAUGGGGUUUGGAUUCCUGUGAGCUUCAUUCCACAUGCCUUUGUUGUCAACGUAGGAGACAUCAUGGAGAUCUUGAGCAAUGGGGCCUAUACCAGCGCUGAGCACAGGGCAGCAGUAAAUUUAGAGAAAGAAAGGAUAUCGAUCGCUGUGUUCUUCAACCCCAAGUCCGAGGCAGAGAUUGAGCCUUUGAAAAGUCAGUUGAACACUACACAAAGCCCACCUCUAUUUAGAAGGAUUUCCGUUGAAGAUUUUCACAAAGAAUAUUUCUUCUCCCGUGAUCUCAAAGAUGGAAAGACAAAUUUGGAGUAUUUAAGGAUAAAAACUGGGGAAGGUAAUACUGAUUAA